CGGAGCUUUACUAACACAUGAGUGUGGUGGUGUGUCCAUCCACCCAGCUGUCCAUGCUACAGCACACCAUGCGUCAAUUAGCCUGCACGAUGCGCACAACGACCUCUCACACUCACACAAUCAGACAGCAUUCAGACAUACACCCGGCACGGCACACCCACAGCACUCCCACACGAGGGAUGCACGGGGCAGCCAUGCCAAAAAACGGUCACAUCAAUCAGGCAGGCAGGCAGGCAGGGAUGGGAACGUGCCGACCGCUCGGCCGUCUCCUCUCAUGUGUGUGUGUGAGAAGAGAAGAAACAGCCGAACGGUUUGCGGCACCCCCUAGAGUGAGCAAACACUUCCCGCCCGCCCGUCACACACAGGUCAACCGAAGGCCGUCAUGGCCAGCUCCACACACACAUGGCAUGGCCGGGCAGACACACCCACAUGUGUGUGUGAGGGCUGGGGGGCAAAAGUGUUGAAACGACAGCCAGACGGUAACACAGCAGGAAGACGCAACUCUGCUACAGACGUACGCCGGUCAGUCAGUCGAGCACACACACACACACACAGCUCGUGCCCGCCCCCAGAUAGAAGGUGAGUGGAUCAAUCCGUCCACAGCUCUCCCCUGUCGCCCCAAGCUACAAUCCCCACUUCUCCCUCCCUCCCGCCCUUCCCACCCCGCCACCCUCGCCCUCCCCCCGGUGUGUGUGUGUGUCUAGAUUUCUAGUUCGCGCCACUUUGAGAAGACCAUGAAUUUGCCAUUGUCCCUCAUGCGCCACCAGAGGCGGAAGACGACGGUGGCGUAGCACAUGGGGAUGGCGGUCCAGAGCAUGAGCUCCGUCCAUGCGCGGGCGCCCAGUCCGCCCCACUCGCCGCGGUCCACCUGCCAGAACCACAGGUUGAGCCGCGGGUCCAGCGAUUUCUUGGGCUUGGCGUUCCAGUCGCUCAGGCUCGUCUCCCCGUUGUACUCCCACCACUUGGCCAUCGCCUUCUUGACGUAGUGCUGGUGGUUGCGCCAACCGUUCCGAAUCAGCCAGUACGCUGGCCCGCCAUGACGCGGCAGCUGCACAAACACACACAAUCCACACAGCACCGCACGAAGCAGGCAGAGAGAGGGAAGGACACGAUGAGGGGUGAGCUGGCGGUGUGGUUUGCGCUUCUUUCCGUAGCAGCGUACCAUAGGCGGCGCGAGACGCACAUUGCUGACCCUCAUCUUGCCCGAUGAGGCCCAGCCCUCAAACAACACCUCCCCCUUCGCAAGCU
Vitrella brassicaformis is the source of this 1248-nucleotide messenger RNA. Lineage: Eukaryota; Vitrellaceae. The record is from the annotation of a GenBank genome assembly.